AAAACCCGCCCACGCCCCAGGUGAAGUUCAGGAACUGGUAUUCUAUAAAAUCUCCCUACAUGAUCUAUUAUGUAGCCAGGAUUUUAAAACACUGCACCCAAAGGGUGUUGGAAAAGUGGUGGAUGGUGCUGAGUUGGUGUCUCCACCACACCAUCACAGAAGACCUAGGUGCACAUACAGUAUUAUUGAUGUGCUUGUGUUCAUAUUGUUUGUCACAAUACUGCAGGAAAUUGUCUAUAGAAAGAAAACAAAUCAAUUACUUUUUGCCAAAACUCAUUUUUCCCAUGCAAUGUGGUUGUUCAGAAAGCAAUUUACUGGAGAUGUAAAUGACCAUAAUUAGCACAGUACAGGGCAAGUCAUUCAACUGAAAAAAUCCAAGAGGAACAUGCUUAAGUAGGAACAAAGAAUGUAAUGGAAACUUUUAACACACAAUUUGAUACUCUCUGCAACAGACAGAGCAGAAAAAGCUUGGUCCAUCAGGGAUGACUUUGGGAAAUGGUGAAAUGAUUACUUACCACAAAAUUGUGUUCAUUGUGUUCAAAGCUCCAGACUUUGCCCACUAGAGGAGCCCUGUGGUUUCUAACAGCUAACUGGUAUAUCACAUAAACCUGUAAAAUGUCACUGAUUCCAUUAAGAAGUAAAACCUAAAUGAAGUACUGAUGGAGCAUUCUGUGGACUGUUAGCAAUUUUCACUACAGAAAAAAUAGUGGCUUCUGUAGUGAAUCUGAAGGCUGCCUGUGGGUAGAAUGUAAGUUCAAGAUCUUUGGAAAAUAGAUUAUGAGUGGAUUCUAGAGAAGCCCACUCGUGUUCAAAAUAAUCACAUCAUGUGCUAAAAGUCACACAAACACACAUUCACAAACACCCAUAUACACCCACCCCAUAUAUAAUUAAUGGAAACAAUAAGGUCAGAUGUGCCCUACCAUUAAUAGGUUUAAAUAUUUUGAUCCUUUCCUUUUCUUUAUCUUGCUACCCUCACUCCUUUCCAGAAUUUUUCCUGAUGAGCACUCUCUCAGUAAAUCAUGUGCUUCUGAAAUCCUCUGCUUCUAGGGAACCAGGCACUGACCUUCACUAUGAUUCCCAUUAGCCCAAGAGAAAAGCUAGAUACUCACUUUCUCAACCUCUACAGUAGGUUGGAUAACUUUUGGCCCAAAUAUCCUUGUUCUUUUCCAUUAGGCAACAACAGAGUAUAAAUAAAUUAACAAGUUGACUUUAGAAACAGUAAGUGAUGAAAAAAAAUGUGAUAAUAUCAAAAGGUUGCUGGAGGUGGCAUGUGCUACUUUUAGCCAGACAGAGCGAAGAUAAUCUGUUAGAGUCACAGUAAGUGGCUUGAGCUAGGUGUGUACAUUUUGGAAACACCAGCAUACUGAUGGUAUGUAAAUCCACUGGAAUUGAUGGGAUCACCUUGAGGGAGAAUGUAGAAAGAGAAGAUAGCUCAGAACUAGUCCUAGGGCUUCAUCAUUUUGAGGUCAGUGACAGGAGGACCCUGCAAAGAAGACCAAGAAAGUAGGAGAAAGACUGGGAGAGGGUGGAAUCAUGAAUCCAAGAAAGUAUUUAAAAAGAAGGAAGUGGUGAUCUGUGCCCAAUGUGGUUACAAGUUAAGUAUGAUUAGGGCAGAGAAGUAACCACUAGAUUGGCUAACACGGAUGUUAUGAGUGGUUUAAUAAGAGCCAAUUCUGCAGCUGAGUCAAAGGAACACAAGCUAUAUUAGAAUGGUUAAGUGGAGAAUGAGAGAUUAAAGAUAUUCCCUAAAAUUAGUUACUGAACCAAACAAUCAUUUUCUUAUGCUUAUAAAUGAGAAAAGAAUUUGGGCAGGGCUCAGCAGGCAUUCAUAGAGACAGCACCAACUUCAGGGGAGGGAUCUUGUGCCCCACUUUUCAAUAGGAAGAGUGUCAAAGAAUUUGUUUCCAUCAUUAAUCUGUUACAAGAGGUGGUAAAAUGGAAGCAGCAACUGUUGACAUGUCUUUCAAAGAGAUUUAAGUUUUUUACAGAAGGAGCAGAGAAAGAGAGCAGUAGGUAGUUAGAAUGUGGGAUCAAAGAGUAUUUUCCCCAGAAAACUAUGAGUGACCCUAAAGCAUGCUGGUAUCUAAUGGCAACAUUCCAGAAAAAAAAAGAAGAGGUGGAUGUUGUAGUAGGGAGAAGUUGUAACUGGGACCAAAAUCCUUGAGAAGGAAAGAAAAAAAGGGACCCAGAGCAAAGAGAAGAGCUGGCCUUUCAUGAACAGGAAACACUUCAUUCAUGGUAACAGGAGAGAAGGCAGAGACAGGUGUACAGAGGCACCUUCUACUCUGCUUUGCUCAGAAGUCUCCUUGUCAGUGAUGCCUCCCCUGACUCCCCUUUCUUAAAUGGUACCUCCAGUACGCCCUAUACCCUUCCCUGCUUUAUUCUUCUCCAUAGAAUAUGUGCAUAUCCAUAGUGCAUAUUCGCAUUAUCCAUAGCACUGCAUAUGCAAGAGUGAUAUAUUUUACUGAUUUCUGGCCCAUAGCAGGGACUCAAUAAAUGUCAGCCAAGUGCCUGGAAUGAAUAAACACUGGAGAGAUGUACUUGAUGAGCUGUAAAGUCAGGAGUGGUGCGGAACGAGAUGCUUGAUACCCAGAUGUCUGAAGGUGACACACGGUGGUAGACAGGUGAGAAUAAAAUUAUAUCUUAGGGGUUCCAAUCACAGCCCUCCCUUCCUUCUGUACCUUUUCUGGCUGAGUCACGGCGGGUGAUCAAGUUACUGAACCUGAGCCACAAAGAUGAGGACCUUGUUAACACAAAGUGAGCGCUCCUCAAAGCCUGGCUCUCCUUUCCCACAGCUCUCCAUUUCCUCCAGCCUGCUAGUUCUCCCCUUUUUGCCCGGUCUAGGCAGCUAGUUCUCGGUCUCCUCCCUUUAAAGCGCAAGGAGCGUGCAGCUCCAGGCCGCAGGCGCCGAGCCCAGCUCAGGCCGUCGGCGUACGGGGCGGGCCGCGUGAGCUGCGCCGCGGGGAGGGGUGGAGCCAAUCCCUGGGCGGCCCGAGGCUGCGGGCUGACGGGCGUCUCCUGCCCGUCUCCUGUCCUUGCGUCCGUGUAUCCUUCCGUCGUCUGUCCCAGGCCAUGGCAAAGCUGACAGUGCUCACCCUCGAGACUGGGGCUGGCACUCUUCAGGGAUCACCGCUCUUCUUAUCUAACAAGAAAAAAUGCUUCCCAAGAGUAAAAUUGGUAGAACUUCCUAACUGUAAAUUAGGAAAAGGAAUAGAAACUGGCUCUGAAGAUUUGGAGAUACUUCGUAAUGGACUGGCUUUCAUUAGCUCCGGAUUAAAAUAUCCUGGAAUAAAGAGCUUUGAACCCAAUAAGCCUGGAAAAAUACUUCUGACGGACAUGAACAGCGGAUCAUGUCCACUGGAAGAGGAUACAACAGUGUUGGAACUGAGGAUCACUGGAAGUAACUUUGAUUCGUCUUCAUUUAACCCUCAUGGGAUUAGCACGUUCACAAAUGAAGAUAAUACCGUGUACCUGCUGGUGGUGAACCAUCCAGAUUUUAAAUCCACGGUUGAGUUGUUUAAAUUUCAAGAAGAAGAAAAGUCACUUUUGCAUCUGAAAACCAUCAAACACAAACUUCUGCCUAAUUUGAAUGGCAUUGUCGGUGUGGGACCUGAACACUUCUGUGCCAUCAGUGAUCACUAUUUUGUUGACCCCUACCUGAGAUCCUGGGAGUUGUAUUUGGGUCUAGCGUGCUCAUUUGUUGUUUACUGCAGUCCAAAUGAAGUUCGAGUGGUGGCCAGCGGAUUUGAUUUUGGUGGAAUCAACAUCUCACCUGAUGGCAAGUAUGUCUAUAUAUCUGAAGUGCUGGCUCAUAAGAUUCAUGUGUAUGAAAAGCACACUAAUUGGACUUUAACUCCAUUGAAGAAGCCUCUGUACUUUAACACACUUAUGGAUAAUGUAUCUGAGGAUCCUGUGACAGGGGACCUUUGGGUUGGUCGCCACCCCAAUGGCAUGAAAAUCUUCUUCUAUGACCCAGAGAAUCCUACUGGAUCAGAGGUGCUCCAAAUCCAGAAGAUUUUAGAAGAACCCAAAGUUACAGUGGUUUAGGCAGAAAAUGGUACAGUGUUACGAGGAAGGACGGUUGCCUCUGUAUACAAAGGGAAACUGCUGAUUGGUGCUGUGUCCGACAAAGCUCUUUAUUGUGAGCUCUAACAGGCCGAUUUGCACCCAUGCCCUGACAACAGGGAGCUCCUCAUUUCAACUGCUUGCCACAUCUAAGGGGCCACAGUGAUCUCAUCUGAACAAUGAAUGCUGACCCUAAAUUUGGACAUCGCAAGAGAUGAAAGUGUGAGUUUAGCUGGGAACAGAUGUGAUGCAUAAGGCUUCUUUGAGAGUACAAUAUCAAAUCAGUCUUGGGAUAUUUGACAACUUCCAUUUACCAGUAAAAAUCCUUUAAACGGAAUUGCUAAAAUCAUUACGUCAGUUGUCAGGUCUUAAGUAACUUAACUAUAUGUGACCCAGAAAGUCCUUUCCCUAAAACACGUUUUCCCUGAGAGCACGUGAGCUUAUUGCUGCCUUGCCUUGUCUUGUUCAAAAAGUAGGAUGAACGCACAUGUCAUCAGAGCCCCAGCACCCAGAGCCUCCAGUUCACGUGCUGGACAACCAGACAGGCACUAAGAAGCUGUCCUCAGCUCCAGGCCUACCUCCUUAGCAAAGCCAUUAGACAUCCUGGCACACUCAGACCCAUUCCCAUUUCCCU
Molecule: messenger RNA, 4699 nt
Organism: Delphinapterus leucas (beluga whale)
Lineage: Eukaryota; Metazoa; Chordata; Mammalia; Artiodactyla; Monodontidae
Source: RefSeq, a predicted model, not a curated record